CCGUUCCAAUCUCUUACAACUGCUGCUAGCAACUUGUUAUCACUUUGUCGUCGACGUUCCACUCUUCUGUCAGUAGCCAUACCCUAGAUCUCCGGCUACUUUGCUUUUCAAACGAUCCUGUUGACUCAUUUGCUGUUGCACCUCUCCAACCAGUUCUAUGCCUCCGACAGCAGCUCUCAAGUUGCACCAUGUUGCCUUGGACUCGCAUUGGCCUGUAGAAGUCCACCAGAUCUCUACUCUUUUCUCAAAUCCUGUUCCUCAUUUGAAGUUUUCCGAAACGUAUCCUGGAAUGACAUCCUUGUUCACCGACCUUUUCAAAGAACUGAGGAGCGCCACAUCGACCGGCCUUUCAACUGUGGAACCAGAGUCGCAGCCACUUCUUGGUUUCUUGGAUAUCAUCCUAGAAACGGUGUCAUCGCUUCGACGAAUGCAACAGGACCCUCACCCAUUCACCAUGCCUAUUUGGUCCACCCUAGUCCGAGCACUGUGCUAUACAUGCUUUAACGACGUCGAGAUAUACAACGAUACACCUUUUAUUCUUCCCAGGAACUUUGUGGAAUCCGUUUGUGAUGGACACGCUCUGAUGCUUGUUUCUUUUCUGUACAAGAAUACGCUACUAUCUAUGUCGCACUCAGACGCAGCUCCAGGGGAAAGCCCGUGUCACCAAAGCAAUCAUUCUAACGAGCAUCCUUUGGAAUCAGGCGUAGUUCUCACAGACGAAGAAGGCUCUGAACUUGUCAGUGACGGCAAUGCCCCCGAGGUUGAACCCAAUACAUGGACUUUUUCAUCCGAAUCAGACCGUGGAUUUGGGGGAGACAUAUUCGAUGAGCCAGACAGUGCCCUCUUUGGUGAUCUCUCAGAGUCGGAAGAGUGGCCAUGUCACAACCUUUCGCCGUCUUCCAGUACUAGGUCCCUUGAUAUGUCAUUUCAGGCACACGUUCUUCUAGGCAAAGGACGUCGUAUGGAUGCGGUUCUUCCUGUUAUCUGCAUUGCGGAUAGGGAGAACAUCAUGGCUCUCAUUGCCAGUGUAGCCUACCAACGACGUGUUUGGGGGAUUGAAGAGCCCAUUGUAGGUGUAAUUCUCACGAAGGAUGGGUUUUCGGCCCAGGUCAUUCUGGGGUGGACAAACCCACCUGAUACAGGUAGUGAUUCAGAGUCUCCAGAUGAUAACAUGUCUGAUGACUUGCCAAUGGUGCAUAUCGCCUACUCCGAUGCAGCUUGUGCAGCCAGUGGUAUCUUCAAUCUGACGGAUCCCAUUUCUACACUUUCUUUUGUGCAAUUUAUUAUUCAGGUUCGUGAUCAUUAUAAUAAGAUUGUACUAGAAUGUUGCAAACCUGGCAUGCCUGCCAAUUCUCCGAUUUCCUGGAGAUCUGAUCUUAUUGAUCCUUCAUGUCUUUCUGAUUGGGGGGAAAGGGGAGAAGAAGCUGUUGCCUCAUGGAUUCAGAGUUUGAGAACAAGCAGUGUUGAUACCAACGAUGACCCACCACCAUAUCCUGUUACACCCCCUCCGACACAGCAAUUCCAUCACAUAACAAUGUUAGAUCCAAAUGAGUCCAGGAAGAAGCCUGUUCGUGGGAGGCAGCCACACAGUAUUCCUACUGAAGCCAUGAUUCCGACUCAGAGCAAAAAUGAUAAGCACAGUUCCAGGAAAGGUUCAACAUCCACAUCUACAAGUUCAGCUCUGAAAUCUAAGCCUUCUGGAUUGAAUGCCCCGUCGUUAAACAACUCAGUUCAGUCAGCUUCGAUCUCGAUUUACUCCUGCUCAAGAUUCGCUAACAAAGUUGGAAAUGGAAUUGGGCUGACGAUGCCACUCUCCAUUACGACUUAUACCUAUGACAGAUAUAUCUUCUCCGUGAGAGCCGCGAUAUUACUGAACAUCGACAACUUCAAGAACCAACAACACGUCAAUGAGUAUACGAAACUAUACGAAACUCUGACCUGUUUUGUGGACCCAGGAUGGCAAAGUAUGGGCCAGUUACCAGUAGUCGAAGGAUCAUAUCUUAAGGCCAUCAACGAGUGCUUCUGGGAGCAACUCAUGACUGUCCGACAGAGAUCGCCGGACAGCAACCUCCCAAAAAUAAAGCCCUCUCAUCAGACAGCUGUGUCUGAACGUCUAUCACUAUUCUUCUGGGCGACCCUUGGAGCGUUUUCACGUGGGCAGCGCAAGUCUGUCAACGAAGCAGAAUCUCGUCUGCAAUGGGAUACACUGCUGUUCCAUGUUUUGAACAGCAUCGACUCCGACGUUAUUCACGUAAGACCACUAUUUGAGCGAACUAUUUUGCUUUCUCGCAACCGCCUUGUGGACGAACUUUGUUCCAAAAGCGUCAAGGACGUCCGGGCUAGUGCGAUCGAUCGAGCGAAGGAUUAUUAUGACCUCUGCUGGGCUUCUGGUUCUGCCAGUGCUUUUCCAGGCAAUCACACGGAGCUGGAUGUCAUCAGAUCCCAGGAACACGCAGCUCUAAAUGUCGCCAGGUAUCUGUUACAGCAGACAUCUCAUCUUUUCCCAGAAACUGCGCCGGAACCCCAAGCCAUUGUUCAUCGCGCCAGCGGCGAACCACACACAGGAAAAUGUGAUGCAGUUGUAGUUCUUACCGCCGAUGACCUCUUGUUGCCUAGUACAGACUGCAAGAUACCUGAAUUCAUCACCGUACCGCAAGAUGAUAGUCCGGGUCUGUUUCCCAAGCCUCAGGAGGAGGAACGUGAUGGCCAGGUUUUGCUAGUUCCUUCCUCUCAGCGAGCGGCCGCUACGCCACCCCGCUCAGACAAGGAGCAGCCUGUAUCUUCCGAAGGACCUACAGAUGAACCUGUGACUCUCGAUAUUUUCAAGGUCGAUUUGAAAUCCUCUAGCAAUUCAUUCUUAACUGCGUUCUCCGAGACUGGCUGCGUAGUGGGAAGUGAUGGGAAGAGAAGCACCGACAUUCGGCAGCUGCACGAAAAGAUCGAAAAGAUCGGCAAGGCUGUUCCUGCCGAACUCUUAAGUAAAAUUCUCUUCGCCAUCCUUGUGGUUGAACAUAAGAGGCCCCAUGAUGAUGCAGCGAAGCCGUUGAAUCAGGCCAGGGCUUAUGUAGACGCUGCCGUCAGGUUGCUUCAAGCUCAUGGUAUAACCGGACUGCCCGUGUUCGCACUCGCCACUAACGGCAAUGACGGUGUAGUGUUAAUGGCAUGGCACGGCAAAACCACAGAGAAAGUCUACCUUGUUGACCGAUCAGUACAGCGAUUUGAUAUAUCGUCGCCCGUAGAAGUGUUCCACUUUGCCACAUUCCUCCUUCGCCUCAGAGAUUAUUACGUUGAGCAUUUCAAGAUGCACCCGGGCCACAUCGAAGCAGCAAAGAGCGCAGCACAAGAGAUGGCAAUGAAGGCAGAGAAGAAGCUGCGAGAGGCUAAGGCGCAGGCAAAGGAGGAUGGCCUGGACCCAGACAAAGUUGAAGUUCACAUAGAUUGGGGAUGGUGGAAGUCUGCUCAGACGCCGCGACCUCCACGUUCGAAAGAGUCAGGAAAGGAAGGGUCGAAAUCAAAGUUGGAGAAAGUGGCAGAGGAGCUAGGAAAUUUACAUUUACGUUAGGUAUAUUUCAUAUGGUUUGCAAUCUGUCUAGACAAAGGAACAUUUUUUGCAGCGUCAUUCAUAGUCAGGAAUACAGUUUGAUCCUCCAAGGAUUACAUUUCA
Guyanagaster necrorhizus is the source of this 3664-nucleotide messenger RNA. RefSeq lists its product as uncharacterized. The record is from RefSeq and is a predicted model, not a curated record. The transcript is spliced from 13 exons. Bases 158 to 3562 code for a protein of 1134 amino acids. Lineage: Eukaryota; Fungi; Basidiomycota; Agaricomycetes; Agaricales; Physalacriaceae.